Molecule: messenger RNA, 1872 nt
Organism: Perkinsus marinus ATCC 50983
Lineage: Eukaryota; Perkinsozoa; Perkinsida; Perkinsidae
Product: Sphingosine-1-phosphate lyase, putative
Exons: 13
Coding region: 5-1612 (535 amino acids)
Biological process (GO): carboxylic acid metabolic process; sphingolipid catabolic process
Cellular component (GO): endoplasmic reticulum
Molecular function (GO): sphinganine-1-phosphate aldolase activity; pyridoxal phosphate binding
Source: RefSeq, a predicted model, not a curated record
GAAAAUGCCAUCGUCGAGUGUUCCCAUAGUGAGCAACCUGAUAGCUGCUAUUCGGCUACUGAUAAACGACAGACUGCGGGGAAAGGAUCGUUUCGAUACUGUGGUCCUUUCCACCUUCACCUGGUUUGUGCUCCUCUUUGCCUACCGAUUCUGGAAGUACUCGCAGCGAUAUGGCCUUCAUCAAGGAUUCGAGGUUCCUCUCAAGCGCUACGCGCUAAACCAGGCGAGGCACAUACCGCAAAUUCGAGCAAAGAUCGAUGCUGAGCUGGACAAGGCAACCGAGGGACUCGACGAGAUGGUCCUCAAGGAUGUGGAACCCAGGAACAGUGUCCUACCGAAGCAAGGAAAGUCUUCCAGCGAACUUAUUCCCCACAUGGAGAAGUGCGCAGAGAAAGAACACAUGAACUGGAAGAAUGGCGGUCAGAGUGGGUGUGUGUACCACGGUGGUGAGGAGUUAUACGAGAUGCAAGGGAAAGUAUUGGGGAUGUUCGGCCUUAGCAAUCUGCUACAUGCUGACGUGUUCACCAAGACCCGGCAAAUGGAAGCCGAGGUUAUCGCAAUGACGCUCAAUCUGUUCAAUGGUAAGCCGGAUGAAGGAGCUUGUGGUUCCGUAACUAGCGGCGGAACUGAGUCAAUUCUGCUGGCGAUGAAGGCCUAUAGGGACUGGGGAAGAGCGGAGAGGGGUAUCACUGAGCCCAACAUCGUCAUACCUCGCAGUGCACAUGCUGCUUUCAUCAAAGCUGGACAGUAUUUUGGCAUAGACGUUCGGAUAGCUCGGCUUAAUGAGGAGAUUAUGGACGUUGAUCUGAAUCAUGUCGAAACAUUGGUGAACAAGAAUACUGUCGCUAUUGUGGGCAGCUGUCCGCAGUUUCCUCAAGGCGUGGUGGAUAAUAUAGAAGGUUUGUCGAAGAUUGCGUUGGAGCACAAGACGAAUCUCCACGUCGACGGCUGCUUGGGAGGAUACCUCUUACCUUUCAUGGAAGAGAACGGCUUCCCUAUGCCAACGAGGUUCGAUUUCCGCGUCCCGGGCGUCACAUCCAUUUCCUGUGAUACCCAUAAAUACGGAUUUGCCCCUAAGGGCACCAGUGUGCUCAUGUUCCGGUCGACUGACCUCCGCAAGUAUCAGUAUUCUACUUGCAGUGAAUGGCCAGGUGGUAUCUACGGUACUCCAACCAUAUGCGGGUCAAGACCAGCAGCUGCCGUCGCAGCGACUUGGGCGACUUUGAUGCACAUCGGAAGAGAUGGGUAUAAAGAAUCAUGCAAGACAAUUGUAUCUGCUGCUAAGCACCUCGAGAAGGGAAUCAACGACAUAGAGGGAGUUCGCGUGUUGGGCCGUCCAAGCGUUUCGGUGGUGGCUAUUACCUGCACUAAUGGGGUUAAUGACUAUGACUUUGCAGAAUGGUUGAAGAACAACACCAAGACUCAUUGGAACUUGAACAUGCUGCAGAUGCCCUCGGGCGUUCAUAUAUGCGUCACACGUCUGAACGCUAAGAAAAUGGAUGAACUGUUAACGGAUAUCGAGGCUGGUCUUAAGGCGGAGAAGGCGAAGUUAGACGCUGGUGUGAAGAGCGGUACGUAUGGGUUCGAUUCCUGGCCUGGACCUGUAGCAUGACCAGACUGUGUUCACACUUCUGGUAGUGAGGUAAGGGGUUCUGUUAUUUGUUAGGGCAUAGUGGUAAUGCAGCCGUGUAUGGUUCUGCAGCUUCGGUCCCGAAGGAGCUGGCAGACAUCGUGGUGGCCAAGUACUUGGAUACUUGUUACAAGGCGUAGUAGCAGUGAAUAUGGACUCCUGAUGUUUUCGAGUUAUUAUUCAGUUCGUUGAAAUAUGCUUUUUACAUUCAUCAUCUAUCCGCCGAGUCGUUUUUUUGCUUC